Limanda limanda (common dab) is the source of this 9921-nucleotide messenger RNA. RefSeq names its product vitamin D3 receptor A. The transcript has 9 exons. Gene Ontology annotation, biological process: positive regulation of transcription by RNA polymerase II; negative regulation of transcription by RNA polymerase II; cell differentiation. NCBI's taxonomy places the organism in Eukaryota, Metazoa, Chordata, Actinopteri, Pleuronectiformes, Pleuronectidae. The record is from RefSeq and is a predicted model, not a curated record. Gene Ontology annotation, molecular function: vitamin D response element binding; zinc ion binding; nuclear receptor activity. Gene Ontology annotation, cellular component: nucleus. Bases 34 to 1296 code for a protein of 420 amino acids.
GCACAAAGUGACGGGUGACAUGCCACAUCAGUGAUGGAGCCCAUGACGGUAACAACGUCGAUGGUCGGGCCGGACGAGUUCGACCGCAACGCCCCACGGAUCUGUGGCGUGUGCGGCGACAAGGCCACCGGCUUCCACUUCAAUGCCAUGACCUGCGAGGGCUGCAAGGGCUUCUUCAGGCGCAGCAUGAAGCGCAAGGCCUCCUUCACUUGUCCAUUCAACGGAAGCUGCACCAUCACCAAGGACAACCGGCGCCACUGCCAGGCCUGUCGACUCAAGCGCUGCGUCGACAUCGGCAUGAUGAAAGAGUUCAUCCUGACAGAUGAGGAGGUUCAGAGGAAGAAAGAAAUGAUAUUGAAGAGGAAGGAGGAUGAGGCGGCCCGGGAGGCGAUGAGGCCGCGGCUGAACGAUGAGCAAGCUCAGAUGAUUUCCUCUCUGGUGGAAGCUCACCACAAGACCUAUGAUGACUCCUAUUCUGACUUCUCCCGCUUCAGGCCUCCAGUGCGUGAAGGCCCAGUAACACGCAGUGCCAGCAGAGCGGCGUCCCUUCACUCUCUGUCCGAUGCCUCCUCUGACUCAUUCAACCACUCUCCCGAGUCCGUGGACACCAAGAUGAACUUCAGCAACUUGUUGAUGAUGUACCAGGAUGGCGCCAGCAGUCCAGACUCCAGCGAGGAGGAUACUAAGCUCUCCAUGCUCCCUCAUCUGGCCGACCUGGUCUCCUACAGCAUCCAGAAGGUCAUUGGUUUUGCCAAGAUGAUUCCAGGCUUCAGAGAUCUGACAGCCGAGGACCAGAUCGCUCUGUUGAAGUCAAGUGCCAUUGAGAUCAUCAUGCUGCGGUCCAACCAGUCAUUCAAUCUGGAGGACAUGUCCUGGAGCUGCGGAGGGCCCGACUUCAAAUACUGCGUCAAUGAUGUCACAAAGGCGGGCCACACUCUGGAGCUUUUAGAGCCGCUGGUGAAGUUCCAGGUCGGUUUGAAGAAACUCAACAUGCACGAAGAGGAACACGUGCUGCUCAUGGCCAUCUGCCUGCUCUCCCCAGAUCGUCCAGGUGUCCAGGACCAUGCCCGCGUCGAGCAGCUCCAAGACCGUCUGUCGGAGGCGUUGCAGGCCUACAUCCGCAUCAACCACUCGGGCGGACGCCUCCUCUACGCCAAGAUGAUCCAGAAACUGGCCGACCUGCGCAGCCUGAACGAGGAGCACUCCAAGCAGUACCGCUCGCUCUCCUUUCAGCCGGAGCACAGCAUGCAGCUCACCCCGCUGGUGCUGGAGGUGUUCGGCAGCGAGGUGUCAUAGCAGAGAAAGAGGCCAGCACGUCCACCUGUACUCCCUCAUAACACACAGGAUGAUUAACCAACCCUUUCCACCGUUUCCCCCAAGAAAACCUGGCAUUGAUACAUCUCUGGACAUGUGGGAGAAAAGACGGAUAAUCAGACAGAUGGUAACAUUCACCUCUUCAUCUUUGGCCCAUUCUCCUCUUCUUCCUCCUGACCUCUAGGAGCGAUACUCAAACGCCUGGACCUGUGGAUUUUUUGGAUUUAUGACACCUGAUGAGGCUGUGGAUCUCUGCAGCACUUUGACAGGCUUUGGAAAACACAGUACAAGCCUCACAUUUCAUCACGUCAUGCUGCUGUUGUGAUGUCUGGAACAGAUUUGACAUCCAGAUCCUCUCCACAUCCACAAACUCCAGAUUUGCCUUCUCUCAUCACCACCUUUCUCCGGACAUCACUUCUAGAUCUCUGCCAUGUUUUUACAGUGGAGACAGCUUGAUGGAGGUGACUGUCACGUCCUUUUAUUUUACCAUCAUCUUUAUAACAUCUCUUCAGGUUCACAUCAACAGCUCCAUCAGUUACCCACGCUGGCACUUGUGAGGGACAGAUACAUUUCUAGCAGUGUGACUUCACUUGUGUUACUUAGUUAUAAACCAUCAUUGAUCUACAGUUUGUUGACAGCCAAUACAUCCAAAUAUAUUCAACAUCAACAUGAUGAGCGAUGGGCGAUCUUAAAAUAAUGUAAUUAGGGAUGCACCGAUCUGACUUUGCCACUCCUGGUACAGAUAUUGAUACCCGGGCCUUGGUUAACGGCUGAUAACGAGUAUCAAUCAAAUAUCAGUGUUAAAUUAAUAAGUGACCAAUCUUAUUAUCAGCUGAAGAACUUGUUAGUUUAGGAAGCAUUAAAUACCUCCAAACUGACCCUUUGAUUUUGGCUCCCUCUAUGCUAUGUCAGUUAGCAAAAUCUACUGUUCUACCGAUGUGCUGCUGAUGCACGACGAAUUGAACAGAAUAUAUUGCUCCCAUAUAUUGGCCCUAUUGUCACCAAUUCCCGAUCCAGUUGUUCAAUAUCAGUGCAUCCCUUUGGCGUAAUUGAUAUACUCUGUUCGCUAUUGAAAAAGUACUUUGUGAGGAUGAGAGUCCAGCAGAUGUCUUCUCCUGCUCAGCCCGUGUCUGUGUGUAGGAGACAUCUCAGAUGGUGGAAGGAAGUCUUAAGUCGGAGGGUUUGGGUGAGAUUUGGAGGAUUGAGUGAAGGAGAUUGGAGAGAUGGAGGAUGGAGAUGCUACAGUUGAAAUUUCCUGCUCACCAGUCUACAGGGAAAUUAUCACAAAAAGAAUGUAUGUAUAAUGCUAUAUAAAUAUAAAUGAUACGUAUAAGCUUAUAUAUAUAUCUAUAUAAAUAUAUAUAUAGAUAUAUUUAUGAGAGCAAAACAAGUUUGCUUUCAUGAAGCUAAUUGUUCUGACCGUUGUAUAAUGUAGAGGAUUUGAAGGCUCCUCCUCAGUUGUGUGUGUGUUCUCUAUGGAAAGACAUAUGUACACACACACAAGAAAGCACUGAGAAGUGUGUGAGGAGUCCUUCUAUUUUUGUGAUGCGUGUACAGUGUAUGAGAAUAUUGAUGGACCACAAGGGGGUGUGUACAGGCUCUGACUGGGGGUUCAGUGCAGGGAAGCACUUUUCUGUUGGAUUUUACUCGUUAUUGGACCUGUGAAGUUGGUCGACCGACACAACAUCAUGUUUCGUGGAUAGUGAUUAUCCCAAAAAAUAAGAAAAUAAAUAAAUCUUUGUCCGGCUGGUUAGAUUGCUGCUACGACAGUUAGAGCUAGAUAGUUACAACUAUCGGCUGUUGCCUCAGGGAAAAGUUUGUCUGAUGAUAUUGUGUAUGUGGUGUUUAGGCGUGUGUGUGGCGUAAGCUUACAAUCAUGAGACGGAGAUUGUUUUUGAAGCUCUAGGAUUCACUGUGAUUUGUAAUCAUACUAAAAAACAGCAUAAGUAAGCUAAAAGUCAAACUUUUUAACGAUUACCCUAAGAUUUUCAUUCCCUAGCGUAUGUUCAUUAAUAAUAUAAACUCCUCUUAUGAAAUGGUUUGCAUUACCAUACAAUGCAGUAGAGAUCUUAAAAAGUACAUACCCAUUUAAUGGCUACAUUUAAAUAAUAGUCAUCGGUGUUAAAACAUUGCUUGAUUAAUAUGAACCUUGUGUGCAGUUUUUUUUUUUCUUUCUUCAGGGCUAAUUCGAUAUUCUACAGAUGGUAGCAAUAUAGAUAUAGGAGAACAAUGUUUAGUUGAGUGUUUUUGAAUGAAAAUCCUUCAGAUGGCCAUAAUAGCAGGACAGAAAUGUAAAGACAUGAGAAAGAUGCUUUUUGUAUUCACUAUAUAAACCAAGCCUCAUACCGUUUUGUCACAACCUAUCAUUUCAACACCAGCCGCAUAAGCAAGGGUUUUAGGAUGUUACUUUUCAACAUCACUACAUAUCAUAUCACCUUUUCUGUUGACACGGUGCAUGCUCUCCCCUCACGCAGGCCUGGGUCGCCCCCUUGUGGACAAACCUUGUAAAUACCACUUGCUAAGUCUGUACAUAGUUAGAGAUUAAUGUAGGCAAAAUACUAAGAGAAUUCAAUUGUUUGAUGGAAAGAUGCUCUGGAGAUACAGCACUAUAUGCAAUUAGGAGAAGGACUCUUAGGUUGUAUUUAACUAGGACGGGCAGAGGUGGCAGUCCUGGUGACGUGGCUAAGUUGUUUCAAGGAGCAGUGAAGAAAACUCAGAAUUAGGUUUGUCCCUUUCACAACAAAGUCACACAUUCAAAUAAGAUCAAUGUCAUAUCCAAAAAGAUGCAGUUUUUAGUCCAACUAUUUGGUUUGAUGCUAAAAUGAACAUUAGUGCAAUGCUUGGACUCAGAAACCUUAAGAUGUCUACCUGCAAAGGCCCCAUGUGACCGAACAUUCCCAGUGGUGGUUGUGUUGUCCAUUCCAACUGGCUGAGUCUCAUGCAUGCUCCACACACACACAAACACACACAACAGUAGUGUGUUCAAUUCAAUCUUAACUCUCCGGAACCUGACAACUCAGUCCGUCACCACAGGAAGUGUGCCCUCUCUGCCCGUUCCAAGCUUAUGGAUGUAUGUUCUAUUCUCUCUCUCUUCUAAAGUCAAUCGAUAAGCUUUUGACAAUUAUACAGUAUAUCCAUAAUGUUUUUAUUUUGGUGAAAAUCUCUCUUCUUUUUUUUCUUCCUGUGUUUUGUUCUGUUCAAGAUUGUCGAUCAAUGUGUUUCAGAGUUUGCUUUCUAGCUUGUGCUUGGCUCGCUGCACUGGGACGUCAUUUAAAUGAAGCAGGAAUGAGCAAAGUGGACUCCUGGAGACUUUUCUGUCUCCAGAAGUGCAAAUGAACAAGCUCCCCUUGUUCUCGUGAUUUCAGUGAAAACAUAAUAGCCAUUUUCAAACUAACGAUGUGGCUUUAACUUCAUGUGCAGACAGGGAAGGGACACUGGCAACCGUUCUCUUUCUUUUUUCCUACUGGAAUAACUUGUCAGUGCGGCCAUGUUUCACCUGGAUCCGUCACCUGAGGGGAAGGAACACGGCAGAGCUGAGUCUCUGUUAACGGAAAAGCGGUCCCAAGCUCUGUAUUCAAAAUGAGAAAAAAAGCUGCAUCUGCUUUUCUAGAAGCACGGUGUCAAACACAAUCGAGUGAUCAUGAACUAACACUGCCUCAACGGACCGACACAGGAUUUAGCCAAUGGACACUAUCGCAACAGCAUGGGCGUGCCUCUUCAUUCAUCACCCAACCAUCUAACCGCCUCUUCUUCUGCAAUAGCCAAUUACAGCAGGAUUACUCUUCAUAGCUUUAACUUGACAGCCAUUCAGGCUCUGCUUUUUCUGGGAAACAGUGGCGCACCAAGGGCUGAUGGGAGUUUGGCGAGAAAGCUGCUUUGGGAAUCGGACGUUUUCGAAGACACGCAUGACGAUACAGAAAUGACGGCUUCUGUCCCUCCCAGAAAAAAAAUCCGAGUGGACAUCCAGAAGAACUGUGUAUAAAAUGUAUUUUCGCCACAGGCAGACGAAGUAACGCGGUGUACAGACAGAGGGCGCUGUGACUGAUGAGACGUCGCCUCCUAAAACCCAAAGUGUGACUUUACUUUUCUCACUACUUUGUGUGUUUCUCUCGCAUUGCAGCUCUUGACAUUUUUACAAAAUAGUUGUUGAAUGACAUACAAAAAAAAAAGUGGACUUUUUACUUAUAACAUCAACACCUACAUCUGUUAGAAAAGGAAUGCAGGAUGGGAUGAAGGCGGGGAGAGUCUGCUCUGUUGCCAGGGUUCCGAGAGUGAAACCUCACCGAUCUAACUUUGCUAUGCUGCUUGUGAACACGUUGCUGAUUCUCCUCUGUGGGUAAUUUCUUAAAUUUCCAUCAUUUUUAGCUUGUUCAUGGAGAACGCUGUGCCUGCAUGACAUGUCUGGCUUUAGCGUUUUGACACUUAACGUUAACACAAGGACAGUAGACUAUGUGAGGAGAUGUUAAAAUGGACCUGAGCAAUGUGGACGUCUCUCCCCCCCCCCCCCUCUCACCCCUCCUCCCCUCAACCCAGGUCAGCAGCUCCACCUCAGUAGCCUUACUAACGGAAACCUCACUCAGCUGGAAACAUUGAACAGAUACCUCAGUAAUUUACAGAAAUACUUAUUACCAUAGCUUUUAAGGGAACCAAACAUAAACUCUCACACACACAGACACACUACAACUCUCUCCUCAGUCUUUGCAGUGUUAUGACGUCUCUCUCUCUCAAACACACAUACAGUAAACCAGUUGCCAGUUGUUUUAUGAUGUAGAAGAUUGUCCAGCAGAAUCCUAUUGCCAGUAGGCCAGUCAGUUUAUAAGGUGGAUCCCAAUGUUUCUAAAUGUUAACGAUCACUCUCCAGUUUUUCUGCUUUACUCACGUGAUCCUUGUCUCUGCCUCAUUCUGAACUUUCAGUCUUUGUCGUCUCUACGAACAGGCGACGUGCGUAUAACCAAACAUACUACCUCUCCCUCCUGCACAUACAUACAAGCAUAUGUUUAAUUUUUUUGUCGAAGCAUGACUCUUUUUUUUUUUUAUUCUUAUGAGGCAUCCGUUUGAAUUUUAACACUAAUUUAGGAAGGUUUUUUUGUGUAUAUGUACAGUUUAUUCCUUUUUAUAUCUUUUCUCUUUUCAAAUGCUGGAUCAUUUUUACCUCAGAUCUCACUACAAGCCUACAAAUCUUAAAGUCAGUUCAUCAGAGGCCUCUUGGGCAUCACCACCCAACUGGACUGGCAAAAAUAAAUUUGAGAGUCUCUGCAUGGCUGUGUUCACAUAGCAGCUAAAAGAGCCCAGCUUCUUAAUUUAUGUGACACAAUUCAACCUAAAAAAAAAAAAGAUGAUGCAUCCUUCAAUAGAGAAGUUAACUAGACAUCAGUAUAUACUCCAAAACUGUUAUAGUAUAGUCUAUAAAUUUGGUUAUACACUUGAGUUUGUAGUGAGACAAUGACGUGAACAAGUCAAAGAGAAGAGCAGCUGAGGCUAAAUACUUAAUUACAUCCAGGACACGGUUAGCUCAGUUACAGAUCAAAUAUAGAUGUAACAUUAAUGAUACCUCUUUUAAACCAAAACAAGCAGGUCCAAGCAACUUAUUUUAACACGAGUAAACCUGCUCAAAAGGGCGAGUGACUCAUUUCUCAUUGCCAACAGAGAAGUCCAUCUUUCUUUCUUAUCUUUCCCCCGGUGCAUCAUAAACGUCAUCACAAACGCACUGAAAACAGAGAUAUCUUACCCCAAAUUUAGAUUAAAUUAGAAUUAAAAGAGACAAUGGGUUGAGGAAGUCUUUGCUCAGAUCACGCUGGGACCGAGAUGAAAGCUGUUAUGUGAACACAGCAUGAAACCUCAGUGGAUGUGACGAGACGUGUGUCCAGACCAACGAUGCACUGAACAGAUUUGGAGGAAACGGGAGGCAGGCGGUCCUGCCUCAGCAAAGCAGAGCCUGCAAAAAUACUUUGAGGCCACUAUACUAACAUGUCACAGUAAAAUGCCACCUGAUUGGCAGAGGACUCGUUUGUUCUCUGGGUUUUUUAUGUUUAGAGCUGAAUCAAUGUCUCACAGUUCAACACCCUCCACCAGGAGAGUCCGAACGCUCGGCUUGAUGAAAGUGGAGUCAUCGAUACGUACUUAUUCAAACUAAAAAAAGGGAGUGGUAGUUAAACUUCGAUAAUUGCUCUGUCCUAACAUCUGAAAUGUAAAAAGUACUGAGCCCGAUGUCCUUCACUCGGUCUCGUCCUGUGCGUUUCUCUGUGGCUGUUUUCCUUUAAAGGUCUGAAAGGCUUUGUAACAUUGGGAUCCUGUUUUAGAUGUUCUUGAUACAGAUAGUGUGUAAUGUAGUUUUGUUCGGCUCAGCCCCCCCCCGUUUCUCAGCACUCUGCCUUCUUCUAACCUCUCACUCAGCUUCCACAUCACCAGGCCUUCAACACAUAUGCUGUGAAUGACACACGGAGCCUUCAGCGAUCACUCUUUGUAUAAUGAUGAUAUCACCUCUCAGCUCACAGCAUGACGACCUCACGGCUCCUCUAAGGUUCAUUUAACACGCUCAGCUGCUGUUGAUGAACAGAUAUGCAAAUAUCACAGAGUUCAUUCAGUGCGAAUAAAUAUUUCAUAAUGUAAUGAUCAAUGUUUUUUUGGAAUCAAGGUAGUCAUUGGGAAGAUGUGGCACGUUGGGAAAAAAAGAUGAAAUAAUACGAUGUGACACCCAAUCUGCCAAUAUAGAAGAAAGAUUAUUUGUUGUUUAAUGUUGAUAAUGUUAUUAGCUGUAUCUAGAAAAAUGACGGACCGAAUGAAUUACAGACUGAAAAUUGAAUCUUAGAUGGUUUGACAGAUUGUGAGUGAUAGUGGCCGUAAUUAAAGUGCCCAUAUUAUGUCUUUUUUUUGUUUUGUAUAAAGUUAAAGAAAACCCCUUGGUAGUUACUUUGCAACUACGUCACCAAGUAACAGGUAAAACUUGUUUGCAGUGGUGGUUCAGGUGUAUCACUCGAUCGCAACUGUUGCUGUAGCAACAGAGCUGAUUAGGAAGCAUCUGUGUAAGAGACGGAACAUUAAGCAGUUGACCGAUCACAAAAGAGUUGGCCCGCUGAGCUGUUUCAGAUAGGGCUACAGCAGCCUAGGUUCUGAAACAAGUGACGUAUAAUUGGAAUAUUACGGCAUGUGAAGAUAAUCUAGGAGACCCCAAAUACAAAUGAUGAACCUGAAUCUGUAAAUGACACAAUGUGGGCACUUAAAGGUCCUUGGCUCCUGCUGAUUGGUUGAACCGGCAGGAGGCGGUGGAUAGAAAGUUUCUCUUCUGCCAGAGCAGAUGAGCAGAUUCUAUCAAGGAUACGUCGUCAUCUGUCGCUCUGGUUGCAUUUCUCUGCUACCUCUUUAAAUAUGCGCUUGCUCAUACACGCAUGCACUUAAACAGCUGCACUCACACAUGAAGAUACACUUCUGCUGACUGACUGAAAAGGUCAGACAGUGAACACAACACACACUCGCUGAUCAACCCACACACGGCUCACGUGUGUGCACUUCUUUCUCCCUCACCAGCAGUUAUUGCCAAUGAUGCACUUGUGUAUUUGUCUCUAAAUGCUCUGCAAAGCGUGUGAUGUCAAAAAUAAUGAUCUGUUGUCAUCUUUUUUUUUAACUCUGAUCUCUAUAGUAAGACCUGGACUAGCCAGGUGGUUAGAAAUGAAUUGAACAUUAAUUAGUUCAGUACAUACAGAAAGUUUCAUGUCUUUAAAAAAGAAAAAAAACAAAAACAUAAAUGCACAUAUUGCUCAGCUCAGUUGUACCUUGGUGUGCCUAGAACCCACAGCCUUAUUUUGGGACAAUAUCAGGGGUUUUAAAGCAGAAUACAGGACAAUCCGCCCUCGUAUUACUGGUGACAGUUUCAUUGAGUUAUAGUAGCUGUUUUUCCUCUCUUCAUAUCCACAUAUUUGCUAAUUUCUUAAAUUGUUGUAUCAGUUGUAGGAGUCGGCAGUAGCGUGCUCGUGGGAGUUGUUGUCUGUGGUUCUCUGCUGGUUGUUCUUUUAUUUAUUCCCCUUGAUGUUUUCCAUUUUUUUCCCCAGAAACAUAUAAACCCUAUCUGGUUUCUAAAAAUAUACUCGUUUUGAUUCGUGCUGAUGCAACAGUUUAAAAUGAAAGAUUUUGAUUAAUUAUAGAACAUCCAGCAGCAGACUGUGGCCUCCCACGGCACAGCCUACUCAUCAUUAGGAGAACAAAAUUAGAAAUGCUUCAAAUCAGAGUUUAUCUCAGUAGAGUCCCAAGAUAAGAUCCCUUUACCCCUCACCCAUGCACACCACAUUGCAGUAAAACCCACCAGACCUCAGUGCUUCUAGCAGAAACUUGUCUUUUAAACAUAUACAGUUGCCAUGGCAUCGCUGUUGAUGGCAUCAUCAAUAGCCCCAUACCAUAAUAAAUAGUGUUAUACAUACAGUACCUUAACCAAUGUCUCUCUUUGUGGUUAAAAAAUCACCGCCUGUUCUUUGUGUUGCUCUUUUUUUCUUUUUUUGCUCUUCUCUUUGAAGUUGAUCCAUUGUACUUUGAUUACAUGCAUUGUAUGUAGUAAAAUACUGAUGAUGUUUUGGGGAAAUCACAAAUAAAACAGCUGUACAUAAUGAUGCAAAACGC